AGUUGCAGAGCCAGUCCCAGAUCCCAGCUCAGUCCCCCGCCUUAGACACCCAGCCAGGUCCACCAUGAAGUCCACAGGGAGCGAACAGGGUGCCACGCCGGACGGUUUCCCUUCCGACCUGGACGAGCUGGAGAGUGGAAGCGAGGAGAGCUCCGACAACAAGUCGACGAGCGGUGGCUGUAGCCCCCAGGGAGAGUGCCGGGAGGGAGCCAGGCAGAGGGAGGGGGGGUACAGCAGCCGUCUGCCGGGCGUUAGCAAACAGAGACAGGCAGCCAACGCGCGGGAACGGGACAGGACCCACAGCGUGAACACGGCGUUCACCGCGCUGCGCACCCUCAUCCCCACAGAACCGGCAGACAGGAAACUGUCCAAGAUCGAGACGCUGCGCCUGGCGUCCAGCUACAUCUCCCACCUUGCCAACGUGCUGCUACUGGGGGACGAGUGUUUGGACGGGCAGCCCUGUCUCAGGUACCACAGCAUACUGCAGAGCAGCACCAACAUCAGUAGCAGCAGCCCCCCGCUCAGGCCCAUAUGCACUUUCUGUCUCAGUAACCAGAGGAAAACGCUCAGAGAUGGAGAAAAGCACACAGCCAUCUGACAUGGGUUCAACAAGGAUGUAUACCAAGUCACACGGAUGUUUACAUGUACCUACGAGUGGAAAAAAAGAUAUCACUUUGUACAUAUUUUUGCUGAAUCUUAGGACAA
Salvelinus fontinalis (brook trout) is the source of this 705-nucleotide messenger RNA. RefSeq names its product basic helix-loop-helix transcription factor scleraxis-like. The transcript has 2 exons. Bases 65 to 598 code for a protein of 177 amino acids. Lineage: Eukaryota; Metazoa; Chordata; Actinopteri; Salmoniformes; Salmonidae. The record is from RefSeq and is a predicted model, not a curated record. Gene Ontology annotation, biological process: regulation of transcription by RNA polymerase II; developmental process. Gene Ontology annotation, molecular function: DNA-binding transcription factor activity, RNA polymerase II-specific; protein dimerization activity; RNA polymerase II transcription regulatory region sequence-specific DNA binding.